This is a messenger RNA of Triticum aestivum (bread wheat), 1574 nucleotides long. Its product is annotated as CBL-interacting serine/threonine-protein kinase 21. Gene Ontology annotation, molecular function: protein serine/threonine kinase activity; ATP binding. The record is from RefSeq and is a predicted model, not a curated record. The transcript has 14 exons. Gene Ontology annotation, biological process: signal transduction; protein phosphorylation. Lineage: Eukaryota; Viridiplantae; Streptophyta; Magnoliopsida; Poales; Poaceae. The coding region runs from base 142 to 1461 and encodes 439 amino acids.
UUUCUCUCCAAACCCCCCAACCACCUUCCCCUUCUCACCUGAUUUCCGUUUCACGGUGCCAUCCAUCGUACACUGUUACCACGGACAAGCGCCCAUUCCCGUCCAGCCUUGAUUAAGGUUUGCUGGUCGGCACAGAGGAAGAUGGUGCUGGCGGAGAGCAUUGGCAAGUACAGGGUCGGCCGGACCAUCGGCGAGGGCGCCUUCGCCAAGGUCCGGCUCGCCGUCGAUGCCGAGACGGGCGGCUGCGUCGCAGUCAAGGUCAUCGACAGGAGCACGGUGCUCAGAAACAACCUCAUGUAUCAGGUGAAGAGAGAGAUCGGCGCGAUGAGGCUUCUCAAUCACCCCAACAUAGUCAAGAUACACGAGGUGAUCGCGACGAAGACGAAGAUAUGUCUUGUGAUGGAGUAUGUUCCGGGAGGGCAGCUCUCUGACAAGCUAAGUUACCUCAAGAGAUUGGAGGAGAGGGAAGCAAAGAAGUACUUCUACCAGCUGAUUGAUGCUGUGGACUAUUGCCACCGGAGAGGCGUCUUUCACAGGGAUCUCAAGCCUGAAAACUUGUUGCUAGAUAAUCAGGGCAAUCUCAAGGUAUCCGAUUUUGGCCUCAGCGUGCUAAGGAAGCCAGGGCAGUUGCUAUCCACAUCUUGCGGCUCUCCAUGCUACGUGGCUCCUGAGGUGAUUCAGCACAAGACUUACGAUGGGGCGGCCGCGGACAUCUGGUCAUGCGGCGUGAUCCUGUUUGAACUCCUUGCUGGUUAUCUGCCAUUCCAGGACUGCAGCUUGAUACACUUGUACAGAAGGAUAUCUCGAGCACAGUAUGCAUUACCGCAAUGGAUCACACUGCCUCAGAAGAAGAUUAUCUUGAGGAUACUGGAUCCGUCUCCUAUAACGAGAGCGAAGAUAAAUGAUAUCUUCGAUGACGAGUGGUUAAAAGAGGGCUACAAUCCAUCAGUAAGGAGAACUGAGAGUGAUGAUUGUGUUGAUCUUGAUGAGGCUGGCACAGACAGUGAUGGCAGUCACAGCACAGAGGUAAGGGAGGCUGGGGGAGCGAAUCCGGAGCCUGAGCAGUUCAUCAACGCGUUCCGGUUGAUAGCGACGUGCAGAGAUCUCGACUUGUCAGGACUCUUCCAGGAGCAGAAAACAAAGCUCGGCUCGCCGCAUUCGGUGCAGGAAACACUGGGGAUAAUCACAGCUGCAGCCAGGGAUGUGAGCUUGUCAGCGAGGAGAAUGGGCAGCUCCAUGGUAAAGCUUCAGGACAUCAGAUUGCUAUCAAGAAGCAUGCUGGAUCUUACACUCUCGGCCGAGGUGAUCCAGGUGACACCAGCACACUGCGUCGUCGAAGUGUCUAAGUCCAGCGGUGAUCUGAGAGCAUACAAAGAGUUCUGCACAAGCCUGUGCAGAUUGCUGACCGGGCGGGUGCAGCAGAAUGGCAGCUCAUCAGAUUUGGGGACCAACAAACUCUGAGUAAAGGAUGAUUAAUUCUGUCAAGAGAGCAAAACAGCCGAGGUAGCACAAGUGCGCAGCCUGCUAACAGAGUUUCCAGCUACGCUGUUUCGAUGGCAGCCCCCCCCCCCCCC